GAUACUGUCUAGAUUUAUGUGAUUGUUAGUCAUGUAGCAUAUCAUCCGGUUUCUGUUUGGUGAUUUACGCCCUGGACUAAUCAACAACUGUCGGUGGCACAUUGCCUUGUGAGGUAUGUGAACUCAUUAAAAGGUAAUUAUUCAUUACAUUUCUUAUCUUUUCCCUGUAUGGUAGUUUUUAAUGAGACUAAUAAUAUUACUGAAAUAUGUUUUAUUAUGUUACAUAAUUGUAAUUAUUCAUUGCAUUUGUUCGUGAUUUCGUCAAUGUAUUAAUGAAAGGCAUCCAGCGCCAGAUUUUGUUUUGAGAAAUUUGUACAUUUGGCAUAUGAAUCACUUAGAUGCUUGUAAUUUUGCACCUACCAAAUUUAAACACCGGAUUCCCGUUCUUGAUUUCUCCGCCCUAUCAUAUAUAAAGGUGCUUGCGAGUAUUGUCGUGCAAUUAGUCUUUUGUUUUCUCUUGUCCUCUAAAGCUUGUGAGCUUUUCAUCACCGUACUAUUGUUUGUGUUUUGUUUGUUUGCACUAAUCAUGAACAUUGAGGAGGAUCUCUCUGGGAAAACUCUCAAAAGCACCGGGAGAUCACCGGAAGAUAUAUGUGUCUUGCUCGUGGAUAGUGAUCCAUCAUGUUUGAUGGUUAUCUCUAAUAUGCUGCAGGAAUCCGGAUAUAGGGUGGUGACUGCCGAUAGAGCCUCUGAUGCACUGCAUAUCUUAAGGGACAGAGAGGGAGAGAUUGAUCUUAUCAUGACAGAGGCUCACUUGUCGGAUAUGGACAAAUACGAGCUUCUUGAGACAAUAACAGGGAUCUCUAAACUUCCGAUUGUUGUUAUGGGUACAGAUGGGCAAGUGAAUAGCGCUUUAGGCUGUAUGUUCAAAGGUGCGAAACAUUAUCUGGUGAAGCCAUUUGUCAUGGGUGAUUUGAAACACCUCUGGCAGAUUACAAUCAGCAGCAGACGGGGUGUUCUGAAUCAACUUGAUGCAGGCCGAACAAAGCAAAAUGGAUCAGGUAACGAUUCUCAACCUCCAUUGCAUGCCGAAGAUCAUAUGACAGACAAUAAGAGAAACGAACUGGCAGAGGCAGAAGAACAUAAAGAAGUCAAUGAUGAUAAUUGUCAGAAGAAGCCAAAACUCAUUUGUGCAGAUGAACUGCAAAACAGAUCCGUGCAAUAUGUCUGUGGCCUAGGAACUGAAGAUGAAGUCAACCAAGGCAAGAAGAGAAAAGAAAGAUCAGGGACAGAGAUACCCAGAGAAGGUGAUAAUUAUGUGCUGAGAAACCAGAAGAUACUGAAAUCUUCUUGUGUGGAUGAAAUUCAAAAUAGAUCCCCAGAUGCUAUCCACAUUCUAGGAAUUGAUGAAGAAACCCAGAUUCCGUUGCAUGCAAAUGAACUCAACCUAGACUACAAUAAGAAAAAGAGACAAGUUGAGAUGGAUACAUAUGAAGAAAAUGGUGGUAACCCUGAGUUGGGAAUUCAGAAGCUACCUAAACUGGUUUAUGCAGAUGAGCUGGGAAACAGAUCCCCGCAAAAUGUUGGAGAUCUUGGACCCAAUGGAGCUCAUCUGGAUGAAAACUUUCCGCAUGUGAACAUCACUGGACUUACAGCGGCAAAUAUUUUGCCCCAUGUACAGGAACUAGGUAUGUCAGUGACGACCAUGUACCAGAUAGGGUCCUUUGCCCAUGACGGGGGAAUAGUUCCGGAGUCUAUGGAGAACACCAAUCCGAUGAUGAAGUCUUCCAUUGGGGGCAUUGCUCCUCCUCUGAGUCCGGCAGAGUCCUCGAGCAACGAUCACAUGUGGGCACAAAUGCGUCAGUGUAAGCGUAAAUGUGGUGGCACUGCAAAUACGGUGGAGAAGAAUCCUCGACAGAAUGCGGAAGAAAACACUGCUGCUGCUGCUGCUGCGAAUGUGGUGGGGGGAGGAGAGGCUGUUGUCAAUGGAGGAGAAAUAAACGUGUCUGACAUAUCAGAACUCUUCCUUGGAAACGUGCUGGAGUUGGCAGAUCUGCUGAACAAUGAUGAUGAUUACCUUGCUCCGCUUGAGUAUGAGCAGCAGCAGCUUCUUCAGCUACAACAAGACAUUCUGCAAGAGGAACAGGGUUCUUCCCCUGAUGUUCCUCGCAAGUCUCCGGAAGACUUCUUCAGCGAUUCUCUCUUUGGCUUCUGAGUAUUUGCCCCCUUGUGAGGUUGAGUUGUGAUGUCUUUCCUCUCCUCCCCCCCUUUUGUUCGAUGGACUUUGCUUUUGCCUGGUUCCCAACAAACUCUCUCUUCUCUUCUUCCCUUACAGGGAUUCCCUUUCUUUUUUUCUUUUUUUUUUGGGUGGCAAUAUCGUAAUUUGUUAAGCGUAUCAAGGAGAUUUGUUGGAGCUUGUUCCUCUGUCUUUCUAUAAAUGGCCAUCAAUUAAUCUGUCUUCGGCAGAAAGGGAAGUAAAGAGUUCCUUUGGUCAAAAACAACGUUUGUGGUAAAGACAGUAUCAUGUGGGCCUCAUUUGGCCCAAUGUGAUUCAGCCUGCUUGAUAUAAUCAGCUACGGGCUGAACCAUAACUUUGUUGGGCUUUUCAUCUU
Tarenaya hassleriana is the source of this 2552-nucleotide messenger RNA. Its product is annotated as two-component response regulator ARR12. The transcript is spliced from 7 exons. Bases 326 to 2155 code for a protein of 609 amino acids. Gene Ontology annotation, biological process: cytokinin-activated signaling pathway; phosphorelay signal transduction system. The record is from RefSeq and is a predicted model, not a curated record. NCBI's taxonomy places the organism in Eukaryota, Viridiplantae, Streptophyta, Magnoliopsida, Brassicales, Cleomaceae.